AUGUCUAUGUCACUCGAAGAUUGCGCGACAGCCCGUCCAGGCUUCCCGCGGCCUUUCCCAGACACUCCGUCAAAUGUCAUGGAACAGUUUCAGAUGAAGGGCAAAGUGGUUGCUGUCACUGGCGCUGCGGAUGGACUUGGCCAUGCAAUUGCGCAGGCUAUGGCCGAAGCAGGUGCGCAGGUUGCCCUUUGGUAUAAUUCAAAUGACGUCGCCAUCGAGAAGGCCCAGGAAUUAGAGAAACAGCAUGGCAUCAAGGCUUCUGCGUAUAAGGUUGAUGUUUCGGACUCUGAUCAAGUCUCGGAAACCAUCGCCAAGCUUGUAAAAGACUUUGGCAAGUUAGAUGUGUUUGUCGCCAAUGCCGCUAAUACACAAGAAGGAAUGGCGAUCUCCAAGCCUAUUCUAGAACAAAGCCUGGACGAAUAUCGAAAGCAGAUGUCGGUGAAUGUCGAUGGAAUUGUUUAUUGCGCAAAAUAUGCCGGCGAAGUGUUUAAACGCCAGGGCUCUGGCAAUCUGAUCAUUACCUCGAGCAUGAGUGGACAUAUCGUCAAUGCGCCAACUGAUCAGCCGGUCUACAACGCAACCAAGGCAUAUGUAACCCACUUUGGAAAAUCAUUGGCUCGUGAAUGGCGGGAAUUUGCGCGGGUGAAUAUCGUUUCGCCAGGCUUCUUCGACACCAAGAUGGGUGCGAGUCCCGAGACUGUCCACGAGGCUUACCGUAUGUCGGCACUGGGAAGACAAGGCCAUGUCAAAGAGAUCAAGGGAUUAUAUUUGUAUCUGGCUAGCGAUGCUUCUACUUACAUGACUGGAAGUGAUGUGAUUAUUGACGGAGGAUAUGUCUUACCUUAG
Penicillium nucicola is the source of this 846-nucleotide messenger RNA. RefSeq lists its product as uncharacterized. Lineage: Eukaryota; Fungi; Ascomycota; Eurotiomycetes; Eurotiales; Aspergillaceae. Gene Ontology annotation, molecular function: oxidoreductase activity, acting on NAD(P)H, oxygen as acceptor. Gene Ontology annotation, cellular component: intracellular anatomical structure. Bases 1 to 846 code for a protein of 281 amino acids. The transcript has 5 exons. The record is from RefSeq and is a predicted model, not a curated record.